AUGGUGUCUUCAAGAAAAAGCAGAAUCCUAGCAUUAAGUGCCUUCCUACUUACAGUUGUCUUCAUUGUCAUUCAAACUCAUAAUCACAAGGUCACAAAUACCACAGUGGCAGGUUCAAAAUCUCAAGGAACAAAUAUAGAACCAACAACAAAAAUUGGAGUUAUAGAUGAAUCCAAAAUCAAGUCAAAUGAAGAGAAAAUCAAAAAUAAAUUACAAUCUAAUGAAGAUAAAGAUGAAAGUAACGUUGAAAUCAAGCAAAAACAACAACAAAAACCAAAUAAAGAUGGUACAAAAGAUAACACAAAUACACCAGUAUCAUCUGAAUUUGAUGCAGCAAGUGAAUUACAAUCAAUAUUAGGACUUUCUCCAGUUGUUAUUUUUUCAAAAACUUAUUGUGGAUAUUCUCAAACUUUAAAGAAUUUAUUAAAAUCAGAAUAUGAAAUUAAUCCACCUCCAACUAUUGUGGAAUUGGAUAAACAUAAAAAUGGUCGUCAAUUACAAGACUUUAUAGGUACUAAAACUGGUAGAAAGACAGUGCCUAACUUAUUUAUUAAUGGGGUUUCAAGAGGUGGGUCUGAUGAUAUUAAGAAAUUACAUGAAGAAGGAAAAUUACUGAAUAGUUUGAACUUGUGGGGAGAUAAAGACGUUAAAGUGAACAAAAUUAAUGCACCAUCAAAUAGUUGA
Hansenula anomala is the source of this 684-nucleotide messenger RNA. Its product is annotated as glutaredoxin. Gene Ontology annotation, molecular function: glutathione disulfide oxidoreductase activity. Bases 1 to 684 code for a protein of 227 amino acids. Gene Ontology annotation, cellular component: Golgi lumen; fungal-type vacuole; cis-Golgi network. The record is from RefSeq and is a predicted model, not a curated record. Gene Ontology annotation, biological process: cellular response to oxidative stress. The transcript has a single exon. Lineage: Eukaryota; Fungi; Ascomycota; Saccharomycetes; Phaffomycetales; Wickerhamomycetaceae.